AUGCUUUAUGUGUUGAUAUGCAUUUUCAGUUAUUUUCUGGGCGACUCACCAACAGAACUUGAUGCUCUUGCAUUUGGUCAUCUGUACACGAUUUUGACAACCGAGCUGCCAAACAUGGAGCUGACGAAUUGUCUUCGGCGCUACGCAAAUUUAACCGAAUUCUGCCAGAGGAUUGAUAAGCAGUAUUUCGCACCAAAAUCCGAUGAGAAAUGA
Gongylonema pulchrum is the source of this 213-nucleotide messenger RNA. Lineage: Eukaryota; Metazoa; Nematoda; Chromadorea; Rhabditida; Gongylonematidae. The record is from the annotation of a GenBank genome assembly.